Messenger RNA from Rhododendron vialii, 1779 nucleotides. Its product is annotated as O-fucosyltransferase 19-like. Gene Ontology annotation, cellular component: cytoplasm. The record is from RefSeq and is a predicted model, not a curated record. Bases 1 to 1671 code for a protein of 556 amino acids. The transcript has 8 exons. Lineage: Eukaryota; Viridiplantae; Streptophyta; Magnoliopsida; Ericales; Ericaceae.
AUGUCAAAUGGUGGCGCCACCACCACCUCCUCAUGCACCGGCAAUCCCAGACACCAGGGGCCCGCCACCCACCGCCGCGUUCCAGAUUUAGACAACAGCAAAUGGGCCAGUCACGGCUGCGUCCGUCAUUUUCUGUUCUUGCCGAAAAAGGGCACGAAGAUAAAUGACUCCGUUCUCUGCGCACGCACGACAGGCUGUCAAUGGCUGGUUUCGGGGAGGAAACUGGGCCGUUCGAUUUUCGCGGCGUUGAUGAUGGUGGUGGUGUUUUCUGUUAACGUUCUUUUAAUGGUGGAAAGUGGUUGGGAGAGGAGAGACGAGUCUGUUAUGCCCAAACGGGUAUUGGAAAACUACCCAAGGCCGGAAAUCUGGACGAAACCAAUCAACGAUAGCUACUAUCAGUGCAUUGCUCGGCCGAAGACUCAAAUAAGGACGGGUUCUGGAACCAAUGGCUAUAUCUUAGUUCACGCCAAUGGCGGGUUGAAUCAAAUGAGAAUCGGGAUAUGCGAUAUGGUUACCGUUGCAAAGAUCAUGAAUGCCACACUGGUUCUUCCUUCUCUUGAUCAUGAAUCUUUUUGGAGAGACCCAAGUGAUUUUAAGGAUAUUUUCGAUUGGAAGCAAUUUGUUGAGGUUUUAAAAGAAGAUAUAGACAUAGUUGAAUCAUUGCCGCUUAGCCACGAUGCGAUCAAGCCCCUUCUAGUUACCCCUAUUUCUUGGUCCCAGGCUAGUUACUACAGCGGAGAGAUGCUUCAGUUGCUGAAACAACACAAGGUGAUCAAGUUCACUCACACCAAUUCACGACUUGCGAACAAUGGCCUCGCGACAACCUUACAAAGGCUCAGAUGUCGCGCCAGCUAUGAUGCGCUAAGAUACACAUCCGAGAUUGAGGAGCUUGGACACAAAUUGGUAGAUAGACUAAGGAAUGAGAACCAGCCACAUGUUGCCCUCCACUUAAGAUAUGAGAAAGACAUGCUUGCAUUCACCGGCUGCAGCCACAAUCUCACUGCAUCAGAAGCGGAGGAGCUCCGUACUAUGAGAUACAAUGUCACGCACUGGAAAGAAAAGGAGAUAGACAGCAAAGAACGACGGCUCCAAGGGAGAUGCCCUAUGAUCCCAAGGGAGGCAGCCUUAUUCCUCAAGGCCAUGGGGUAUCCAUCCUCCACAACGAUAUACAUUGUUGCUGGGGAAAUUUAUGGCAGUACUAUCAUGGAUGCAUUCCGUUCGGAAUACCCAAACAUUUUCUCCCAUUCCACGCUUGCAACAAAAGAAGAGCUUGAGCCAUUCAAGCAGUACCAGAAUCGACUUGCUGCCUUAGAUUACAUCGUAGCACUCGAAAGUGAUGUUUUCCUUUACACAUAUGAUGGCAAUAUGGCAAAGGCGGUUCAAGGGCACCGGAGGUUCGAAGGAUUCCGGAAGACUAUUAACCCCGACAGACAACUUUUGGUUAGAUUGAUUGAUCAGCUGGAUGAUGGUACUAUAUCUUGGGAAGAGCUCUCUUCGGAGGUUAAGAAGUGGCACUCGGAUAGGCUUGGAGAACCAUAUCUUAGGAUGCCCGGUGAAUCACCAAGACUAGAGGAGAAUUUUUACGCAAACCCUUUUCCGGGUUGUGUUUGCAAUAGAUCUCAGGACGGAAGAAUCAGCGACGCUAGGCUCCACUGGAUCGACCAAGUCUAAGAGCUGCUUCACAAAGAUAUGUUUCCUACUUUUCCCCCGGUGAGGUGUAGAUGAAGCGCAUUGCUUCGAACGUGUUUAAAAUAUGGGAACGGGUUAUUCACCAUUCAA